AUGGACAUCCCUUUACCCCCAGAGAUACAAAGAGUUCACUACCCACAAUCUGAACAUCCAAAAUCGAGCCUUGGGGAAGUGGCCGGUCUUUCAUACGUUAUCUGGAUCAUUGGCAUCAUCUGUACGAUUGGCAUAAUUCUCCUACUCGUCAAGUGUUACAUGAAGCGUCGAGCUCCGCGUUCAACCGCACCUCCUCGAGGAGACCAACGCGAUGUUGAACUUGGAAACAUCAACGACCGUCGUGAGAAUACCACCAAGAGAUCGACAGUUCAUGGUCGACCUCACGUAUCACCGCCUCCGUAUUGUCGUCAUGCUGAUACACAUAUGACGCACUAUGCUGCUAUCCCCCAAUGA
Molecule: messenger RNA, 354 nt
Organism: Fusarium redolens
Lineage: Eukaryota; Fungi; Ascomycota; Sordariomycetes; Hypocreales; Nectriaceae
Exons: 1
Coding region: 1-354 (117 amino acids)
Source: RefSeq, a predicted model, not a curated record